AUGCCGAGAAACCAUAAGCGGAAGCCUGCUACACGAAGAUAUGCGGAUUAUACAGAAGACACAUUGGCGGAAGCCCUUAGAGUGCUGAAAUCUAAGUCUAUGUCAUUGCGUGAAGCAUCUAAAAAAUACAAGAUAUCUUGGGGCACUCUAUCCAGGAAGCUCAAGAACAAAAAUAUGAAUAAAUAUGGACGACCCACAGUCCUGACAGAACAAGAGGAACAGAAAAUCGUAGAAGGUUUACAAGUGGCAGGAGGAUGGGGCUUUCCUCUUACCACCACAGACCUUCAGCUAGUUCGGCGCCUGAGCCGUACGAACCUGAGGGCGGCCGUGCCGCAGCUCGCCUCCGACCUGGAUCACCCGGCAGGGUUCCCCCCCUCCCCGUGGGCGGCGGUGCUGGGCCACCAGGCGGCGGCCACCAUGAUGCAGACCAGGGAGCACCACGCGGCCUACGGGACGCACCAUCCGGCCGCCCCUAUGGACCUGCACGUGCCGCAGGCGUUCCCCUAUUACCGCCGCCCCAUGGACCUGCACGUGCCGCAGGCGUUCUCCUAUUACCGGUUAGGGCCCAACUUGCGUCAUGCGCAGCCAGACAUUCUCGAGUGUACGUCCAGGCCGCAUGUAAGUCAGACGAAAAUAAGCCAAACAUACAUGCAAACGCCGGCCUGGCCGCCCCUGUAG
Messenger RNA from Phaedon cochleariae (mustard beetle), 678 nucleotides. NCBI's taxonomy places the organism in Eukaryota, Metazoa, Arthropoda, Insecta, Coleoptera, Chrysomelidae. The record is from the annotation of a GenBank genome assembly.